UCCCUUCACCUCCCCCUUCAACUCCACCUCCAACUUAACUCCCUUUGCAUACAACAACCAAAUACUCAAGUACCCACUUGCUCAAGGGCAUCUUAACCACCUAUCUCAAUCCAGCCAUAGAACAGUCCAGCGGGCAACAGUGCGUCUCUGGCAGCUUCGUCGAUCAAGUCAGCUCGGCGUCCAAGCGAUAGGCAUCUCAGCUCGAGCUGAACAACACAGAGGGGAAAACAUCUGUCCUCAAGUCUGCGCAACUUGCGCAGUGCGGUGCCGACCUCCAUCAUGGGUCUAGCAUACAACGUCUACCUGAACAGCAACAAGAUCUAUGGCUGCAAGAACUGCAAAGCUCAUCUGGCUAAUCAUGAGGACAUCAUAAGCCGGAAUUUUCGGGGCCAGCACGGCAAGGCCUACCUGUUCAGCACCGUCGUCAACGUCACCGCAGGCGAAGCUUCGGAGAGGAAUAUGACCACCGGGAGACACAUCGUGAGGGACAUAACAUGUCGGCAGUGCAAUGAAACGGUAGGAUGGAAAUACGACAAAGCCUUUGAGCCGAGUGAGAAAUACAAGGAAGGGAAGUAUAUUUUGGAGGCGGAAUUGCUGUGUAAUGUUACGUGA
This is a messenger RNA of Amorphotheca resinae ATCC 22711, 612 nucleotides long. RefSeq lists its product as hypothetical. Gene Ontology annotation, cellular component: ubiquitin ligase complex. The transcript has 2 exons. The record is from RefSeq and is a predicted model, not a curated record. NCBI's taxonomy places the organism in Eukaryota, Fungi, Ascomycota, Leotiomycetes, Helotiales, Amorphothecaceae. Bases 280 to 612 code for a protein of 110 amino acids.